GUAUCAACUUGCGCAUCACCAUUUUUUCCUAAUUCUUUGGUAAUCUCCGCAUCUUCCCGAUUGAACGUGACAGCUCAUUCAAAGCACCUGAGAACGUGUCUGAAGAUUUCACUCAGUCAAUUGAUUCUUCAUUGCCAGCUUGUGGAGCGAGACCCACGAGUGUAAUCCUCUGAGUCGCGAAUGAUUAUAGGACUAGGAAAUGAGACGAGGCAUUACCGUAAGGUGAUCUUAGGCAGUGUAUUUUGCGGAGGAGAUUUCGAAGGGGAUGGCGGGGUUUCAGUCUGUGAAUGCGCAGCUUGACCAUCUGGAGCUGAAGGUUUGGAAGACAGAUAAGGAUCAACAACCUGGAAUUUCUUGUCAGACCUAACCCUAAGUAUGGAUAAUCAUCUUCGUCGUGGAUAGCUGCAAACGGGGAUAGUAAAUUAGAUCACGAGGAAAUCUUUGGUACAUUCUACCUUUUGUAGGUUUGGGAAUAAAAAUGGAGUCGCUGUUGCUUAGAGCUCUUGAAUCGACGCUUCGUCAUUGGAUGAAAACCUUCAGCAGGGAUCAGUUCAAACUUCGAGGGCGCAGUGUGCAGCUCUCGGAUCUCGAUCUCAAUGGAGACGUAUUACACGCAGCUGUUGGACUUCCACCAACUCUGGAAGUCACAGAGGCACGGGUUGGCAAGCUCGAGCUGAAGAUACCUUCUUUAUCCAAUGUCAGCAAAGAGCCUAUUGUGGUGGCAAUCGAUAAGCUUGAAUUAGUUCUCACUGAGACACCACAUGACCAAGCAUCAUCCAUGCCGGAGACUCCAAGUCCAGCCUCUUCCACUAAGACCUCUAGUUACGGGUACGCAGACAAGCUUGCAGAUGGAAUGACCGUACACGUGACUACUGUCAACUUGAUGCUGGAAACUUGCGGUGGUAGAAGCAACACAGAGGGAGGAGCAGCCUGGAAACCUCCGCUGGCUUCUUUGACUAUUCGCAACUUAUGCUUGUACACUACGAAUGAGCAUUGGAAGGUGGUACCUCUGAAUCAAGCAAGGGACUUCAACAAUAAUACGAGAGCAAUCUAUGUAUUCAAAAAACUGGAAUGGGAAUCUCUGUCAGUGGACUUGCUUCCUCAUCCGGACAUGUUCUCUGAUGAACAAUUCAUGAAAAUGGGGAGAAGCGACUCACGUGAUAAAGAUGGUGCCAAAAGAUUAUUCUUUGGUGGGGAGCGGUUUCUGGACAGUAUAUCUGGUUAUGCAAAUAUAACCAUGUGUAGAUCUGAACAAAACGCAAAUCUUGGACUGGAGGUGCAAUUACACAUUCCUGACGUCCUUAUUCCAGCACUGAGUGAGCCUGGUUUGAGGGCAUUACUGCGCUUCAUGACUGGAGUCUAUGUUUGUAUGAACAGAGGAGAUGUGAAUGUUAGAUCUAAAAAGUCAGAAGCAGCUGGAAGAUCAAUGAUUGGAGUGCGAAUUGAUCACAUUUUUCUAUGUAUUAAAGAUGCUGAAUUUCAAGUAGAGUUUCUGCUGCAGUCUCUACUCUACGUGCGGGCAAGCUCUGCAGACGGAGAAUGCAUGCGCACGAUGUCACGUAUUAUCAUCGGUUGUCUAUUUCUAAGAGACACAUUCUCACAACCUUCGUGUACUCUUGUACAACCGAGUAUGCGAGAUUCUGGAUCUGUCUCUGCUCCCUACGUCCCCUCUUUUGCUAGUGACAAGCUAUGGCCAAGGAUAUAUCCCCUAGAAGAUGCUGUGAUGCCUCAAGCUACGGAGACGUCCAUGAUAUGUGUAUACUCGGUUCAGACAGCACCUGCUCCAGCUCCUCCAAAUUUGGCUUCACAAACCGUCGUUCAAUGUCAACCACUGAAGAUUAACCUUCAGGAAGAAACCUGUUUACGAAUAGCUUCUUUUCUGUCGGAUGGAAUUAACGUAGAACCUGGCCUGGUUCUCCCUGAAGCGUCACUUAAUGCAAUGCACUUCAGUCUUAAGGAGUUCGACCUUACUGUUCCCUUGAAUGCUGCAUUACUGGAUGAAGACGACAUGGAAGAAGAGAACGGUUUUACAGGAGCGAGGCUUCACGUUGAGGGAUUUAUGAUUGCUCAAAGUCCAUUUUUAGGUUUCAGGUUACUAAACCUUGAAAAAGAUGCGGCUUGUUUCACUAUGUGGAAGGGCCAGCCGGUUGACUCAAGCCAGCAAAGGUGGGUGAUGCGUGCGUCCCACUUGAGCAUCGCACUUGAAACAAGCAGUUGUAAUGAUAAUGUCCAAAAUGAAACUGCUGCGGAUUGGGCAGCUGGUUUGUGGCGCUGUGUGGAGAUGCAUGAGCUGCACCUAGAGUCUGCUAUGGCUACCGCAGAUGGUGGACCACUGAUUGAUGUUCCCCCACCAGGUGGGAUUGUGAGGUUGGGCAUUUCGUGCAAAAAGUAUGUGUCAAAUACGUCAAGUGAGCAAUUUUUGUUUGUGCUGAAGAUGUACACAUACUUAGGGAUAGUGAGUGACAUGCUUCUUCGAGAAUUGAAACCUGUAACACAGAAAAAGACGUCCAAGUCAAGCUCUUUCAAGGAGCUGAAAAGAGCUGAAUCACUCCAAGAUAUCGCGGAAAUAGUGCCUGCUGAUAUGGCAGUGUACUUGAGCUUGAAGAGACUUGAGGUGAAAUUUUUGGAGUCAGUUCCGGGAGAAAUUGCAACGGAAGGUCCUCCUUUGGUUCAAAUAUCAAGCAGGGAUAUAGAUUUUACUGCUACACAUCAAAUGCUCGCAGCUGCAGCUGUGAUAUCUUCAAACUUGUGUUGGCAAGAUAUUCGCGUUGACUGUGUGGAAACAGAAUUGUCUUUUCCAGGGGCAGUAGAGUCGCACUAUGGCAGUCCACUAACCCAUAUAUCAGGAAUAAGGGAUUCAUUCGAUGCCUCUACACUUGGAUCUCCUUCGGGUAACCCACUUAUAACUGAUGACGGUGUGGAUUCCAGCGGUUCAUGCGGCGACUCCUUUAUCCGGCCAACACCUUUGAAGUUGUCGCCACUGGCAAGAGGGCUGGAAAGGUGUGUGCCCAGUCAAGGUCUGCCAGAGAUGCGUGGCGUGUUCUGGAUAGGAGAGGAGAGAGGCAGCAUGGCUCCAACUGGACCAGGUGAAAUAAAUGGGACCUCCUCAUCGGGAAGGUUGCCCUUUCUUGACAUCUGUGUAAAAAACGUGAUUCCUUUUAAAGAACAGGAUGCUGAAUGUCAUAGCUUGAGCAUAAAUGCAAAAGUGGGUGGAGUUAGACUGGGUGGAGGCAUGGCUUACAAUGAGGCACUGUUGCAUCGAUUCGGUGUAUUUGGUGCUGAUGGAGGUCCUGGUCCUGGAGUUGAGAAGGUUAUUAAGAAUUUGACAAGGGGAUCGCUUGCAAAUCUAUUUAGACCUUCACCUGAUGUUGGAACGGCAAGGAAAGGUGACAGAGUUAGAAAAACAGUAGAGGAGCCUACUUGGGAUUCGAGACUGCCAGACGACAUUGAAUUCGAGAUUCAUUUGCUUGACUGGCUUUUCGCCUUAGAAGGUGCAAAUGGUGUUUUUGAACCUGAGGAAACAUUUAUAACACAGAGUUCGCAUUCAUUCCGUGAGGACAGGUGCUGGCAUUCCACUUUUCGCUGUCUGAGUUUGAAAGCCCAAGGUACCAAAGAGGGUGGCAAUCUAAUAGCCGCAAGACAUGGGAAAAAGUCCAGUCCUGUGCAAAGUUUAGUGCUGAAAAUUGAGGGGCUUCAAGCUUUGAAGCCUCGGGUCAUUGGGAACUCUUCGCAUCAAAUUAGAGAUUUUGCAGGCAAUGUACAAAUGAACAGCAGUGUGGAGUACUUGGAUUGUGGUGGCGCUGAUUUCUCGUAUUGUGGCUCUCCAAACCCUGGUCAAAGCGGUGCAAUUUUGGCAGACAACAUUUCGGGAUUACGAGAUAUAGGCUCAAGUAUUACCAGCAGCGAAGUAAGACUAGAAUCUUCACAUCUUGGUAGUUUUUCCGCAGCGGACCCAAGUGUGACAAGCAAGAGUGGUUUUGACUUUGAGAUCCAAUUAGAAGAGCCUGAAGAUGAUGAUGGUAUGGAUAUCGGAAUGGGAGGAUGGGUAGUAAAGAUCUGCAAAGCUGCUGUUAGAGAACCGGUGGAGGUUGGAGCAACCAGAGUUGAGGUCGAGUACAUGGUGGAACUUUUCAAGUCAGAGAUUGAGUCAGCUAGCCGAAUAGCUGCUGGCGGUUUAAGGCUCCUCCAACUACAUAAAACGAUUGGCCACAGUGCUAUUGAUCAGUUAACACAUUUUGGUGGUGGCGGUUUGGAUAGAGUACUUACACCAGGUAGCAGGGAAAAGAGUAGGCGAUUCAGCGAUGGAAGUGUGUCGUCACUUCCAUCGUUUCGGAAGUCGUUCAAGAAGGAAAAUACACUCUCCAAACUAGAAGCCUCCAUAUCUGAGACUGAAACUUUGUGUUCGAAGUUGUACCAGCAGCUGAGCCUUAAGACAGACUCAGCAACUGCAGCAGAGUUGAAACUCUUGGUAGAUCAGAUUAAAUCCUCCCAAACCCUACUAGGAAAUUUGAAAAACGAAUUGUAGUAUAAUUGAUGAGCAGGUUUUAUGGACUGAAAGCUGAACAUUCAAUGUAAAGUAUUUAUAACUUCCAGAGU
Messenger RNA from Physcomitrium patens, 4596 nucleotides. RefSeq lists its product as uncharacterized. The record is from RefSeq and is a predicted model, not a curated record. Lineage: Eukaryota; Viridiplantae; Streptophyta; Bryopsida; Funariales; Funariaceae.